Ipomoea nil (Japanese morning glory) is the source of this 802-nucleotide messenger RNA. RefSeq names its product ethylene-responsive transcription factor WIN1-like. The transcript has 2 exons. Gene Ontology annotation, biological process: regulation of DNA-templated transcription. Gene Ontology annotation, molecular function: DNA binding; DNA-binding transcription factor activity. The record is from RefSeq and is a predicted model, not a curated record. The coding region runs from base 80 to 757 and encodes 225 amino acids. Lineage: Eukaryota; Viridiplantae; Streptophyta; Magnoliopsida; Solanales; Convolvulaceae.
UCCUUCAAACACAUUAACUCUGAUUCUUUUUUCCCUCUCUGCAAAGCCCUACCAAGUUUUCUCCUUCUCCUUCCUGAAAAUGGUGCAAUCAAAGAAGUUCAGAGGCGUCAGGCAGCGCCACUGGGGUUCUUGGGUGUCUGAAAUUCGUCAUCCUUUGUUGAAAAGGAGAGUGUGGUUGGGCACAUUUGACACAGCAGAACAGGCGGCCAGGGCAUAUGAUCAAGCCGCCAUUUUGAUGAGCGGAAGAAAUGCAAAAACCAAUUUCCCAAUAGCCCACGACUCAGAAGGCGAGCCAAUUACAAAGACUGAACCCAACAACCAAAAAGAGGCAAUAAUCCCAUCAUCAUCAUCAUCAUCAUCAUCAUCAUCAUCAAAAGCUCUGUCUGAAAUCCUGCACGCCAAGCUCAGAAGGUGCAGCAAAGUCCCCACGCCAUCCCUCACCUGCCUGCGACUCGACACCGAGAAUUCCCACAUCGGAGUGUGGCAGAAACGCGCCGGUCAGUCCUCCGACUCCAAAUGGGUUAUGACCAUCGAGCUGCAGAAGAAGAACAGCGGCGGCGGCGGCGGCAAUGGCGAGAGGGUAGAAGGGAUGGAUUGUUCUUCCAAGAAGCCGCCGGAGAUGGUGGAUGGCGGCAGAGGCGGAAUGGAUGAGGAAGAAAGGCUUGCCCUUCAGAUGAUUGAAGAGCUCCUUCAGAUAAACACUCCGAUUUGCCCUUCAUUUGAUGGUCAAGUGGAAGAGAAUAGCUUUUGCAUUUAAUUUAGUGCAUCUUAUUAUACGCAGUAAUAAUCAUUGAAUGUUAAU